Messenger RNA from Habropoda laboriosa, 1188 nucleotides. Its product is annotated as endo-polygalacturonase-like. The record is from RefSeq and is a predicted model, not a curated record. Gene Ontology annotation, molecular function: polygalacturonase activity. Lineage: Eukaryota; Metazoa; Arthropoda; Insecta; Hymenoptera; Apidae. The transcript has a single exon. The annotation marks the transcript as partial. Gene Ontology annotation, biological process: carbohydrate metabolic process.
UUUCUCUUACCUAUUUCAAUUUUAUCUUCACUUCUCCCUACCAUUUCUUCGGCUGCAGAUAUGCGUAACGUAGUAGAGCCUGAAUAUCCAGAAACUUGUUCAGUUGUAUACGCAAGAAAUAAUCUAAUUACAGCCGAUAUUCAAAGUGCUUUAAAUAAAUGUGGUCCAGGUAAAGCUGUACAGCUUUCAAGUAAUGGAUCUAUGAAUACCUUCCUUUCGGGCCCAUUGAAUAUGCCAUCUGGGGUAAGUUUAUUAAUAGACAAAGGUGUUACUUUAAAGGCGAUUAAUAACGCAUCUGCAUUUGAUAAUGGUAAAAAAACAUGUGGAACAAUCAACGGUGAUGGGCAAGGAUGUAAUGCAUUAAUUACGUUUAAAAAUUCUAAUAAUGCUGGUAUUUAUGGUGAAGGUAUUAUUGAUGGGCAAGGUAGUACCGUACUUAAUGACAAAAUGACAAGUUGGUGGGAUUUAGCUCAAAAAGCAAAAACUGGGGGAAAUCAGAACGCUCCACGUCUAAUUCAUAUUAAUAAUAGUCAGAAUAUUACACUUUAUAAAAUUACCUUAAAGAACUCACCAAAAAUUCACAUUGUUUUCUACAAAAGUAAUGGCCUAACCGCUUGGAACACGACAAUUGAUACACCUGCAAAUGCUAGAAAUACAGAUGGUAUUGAUCUUCUUUCUUCAAGAAAUGUCACUGUUGCAUACAGCAAUAUUAGUACUGGCGAUGACAAUAUUGCGAUUAAAGCCAAACCAAAUAGUGGUCCUUCUAGAGACAUGAGCUUCAUACAAAACAAUUUUGGCUCUGGUCAUGGUUUAUCUAUAGGUAGUGAAACAAUUGAUGGAGUUUAUAAUAUAGACGUUAACGGUUUGAUAAUGAAUGGAACAGAUAACGGCUUACGAAUUAAAAGUGAUAAGUCUGCUUCGGGAGAAGUAGCAUCUGUAAACUAUAACCAUGUCACUAUGUCUAAGGUUAAGAAUGCAAUUGUCAUGGAUACUGUUUAUGAAAAUAAAUCAGGUUCUACUAAAGCAAAUUGGCACGAUAUUACUUAUAACGAUAUUACGGUAACAGGUAGCUCAAAUAUUAUUUUUAAUGGUAAAAAUGCUGCUAAACCACUGCAAGCGACCAUGAUAGAUAUGCAUCUUCCUACAAAUAUUAAUUGGAAAAUCAUUAAUGCAGAUGUUAAAAAAUAA